CUGAACUAUUUUUACUAGUAAAAGUCUGAACUAUAUUAAGAAACCAAAAAAACUUGCGCCAUGACGACGCUAGUCUGGCAAGACUACCUCGCCAUCGUCAUCUUCGUCAUCUUCGUCCUGGGCGUGGGACUCUUCUCUUCGCGCCGCAGCAAAGCUGAUCUCAGCGGUUAUUUUCUGGCGUCAAGAAGCAUGCACUGGCUGCCCGUCGGGGCAUCGAUGUUCGCGAGCAACGUCGGGUCUAGCCUCUUCCUUGGCGUCGCUGGGAGUGGGGCCGCUGGUGGAGUUGGAGUCGCAGCUUACGAACUCAGCGCAAUCUACGUGCUGAUUUUUCUCGGGUGGUUUUUCGUGCCUGUGUACCUGAGCUCCGGAGUGUUCACCAUGCCCGAGUAUCUCCGGCAGAGGUUCGGAGGUCAAAGAAUCAGGGUGUACUUGGCAGUGCUUUCGCUGCUACUCUACAUCUUCACUAAAAUAUCUGGCGACCUUUUCGCCGGGGCGUUGUUCAUCCAAGAGGUGGUGGGCGAGUCGUCGCCCACGGUGCUCUACUCAAGUGCUUUGGGCAUCCUCGCCAUGUCAGGCCUCUUCACUAUUGUAGGGGGACUCACUGCCGUCAUGUGGACUGACUUCGUGCAGACCAUCCUUAUCCUCAUCGGAGCGGUUGUCAUCAUGAUUCUUUCGUACAUCCGCAUCGGAGGUUUUGGAGCGAUCGUCGAUCAGUUCCCGUACGCAAUGCCCAGCAAGUUGGUCUACAACUCUGAGAACCGCACUUGCGGUCUUCCGACACCGUAUGCUUUUCAUCUGCUACGGCCAGCUUCUGAUUCGGACUAUCCGUGGACUGGAACAAUUUUUGGUAUCGCUAUAUUGGGUACCUGGCAUUGGUGCACCGAUCAGGUGAUCGUUCAACGAACUCUAACGAGUCGCAACAUCAUCCACGCGAAAGCUGGAUGCGUCUUUACGAGUUGGUUGAAAAUUCUGCCGAUCUGGCUGCUGGUUUUCCCGGGCAUGGCCGCUCGAAUUCUCUUCCCCGACGAAGUGGCUUGUGUCGAUCCUGAGGAGUGCAAGAAAAUUUGUGGGAGUCCAGCAGGCUGCAGUAAUCUUGCCUUCAUCAAGUUGGUCAUGAAUCUUCUUCCAAUUGGCUUCCGAGGCUGUAUCCUGGCCGUGAUUCUGGCAGCAAUCAUGUCCUCGUUGACGUCCGUAUUCAACUCCGCUUCAACGAUUUUCACAAUCGACAUUUGGGCGACGCUGAGGCGCGGCGCUUGGAAGAACAAACCGUCCCGGCAGGUCGAGAUCGAGCAAGUCAUCGUUGGAAGAAUGUCCGUCUUCGUCGUGGUUGUGGUGUCGGUUCUCUGGAUUCCUAUAAUUCAAAAUUUCUCCAACUCGCAGCUGUACGUGUACGCGCAGAGCAUCACAUCGUUCCUGGUGCCGCCCAUCACAGCGGUGUUCUUGCUGGCCGUCUUCUGGAGUCGCGCUAAUGAGCCUGGAGCGUUCUGGGGCCUUAUGUUGGGGCUGGUCGUGGGGAUGACUCGCUUCAUCAUGGAGUUCGGCUACGUCAUCCCGCCUUGUGGUUCAGGGCUUCCCGACCCUCGGCCAGACUUCAUAAAAAUUAUUGUGGGAAAUUUUAAUUUCCUGAACUUCAGUAUUUUGUUAUUUUUCUUAACGCUGCUCACCAACAUCGCCGUAUCCUACAUCACAGCGCCAAUUCCUGCGAGCUGCUUGCACCGACUGACGUACCAAACAAGGAAUAGUCUCGAGCUCCGAGUUCCCAUUCAGAAUCUGCGAGACGGGGCUGAAGAAAGUUCGGACAUUACUAACAACCAAACACCAGAUUACGACAAUCAGGGAGAGACGUCUGCCAUGACCAGCGCGUUCGUUCGGCUAUGUUGCAUGCAUAAGGAAUCAAACGCGCAGGCAAAAACAGUCGCUGUGGAGACUCACGAAGAGCACAUGACUAGAGUAAAAACAUUCAUGACUGAGGAUCCAAAAGAAAAAAGGCUCGUGGAUAUAUCGGCCGCGGCCGUUGUGCUCACGUGUACGUUCGUCUACGGAUUUUAUGGCUGAAUUAUUCACAACCUGCCAGCCAUAUAACCCUGCCUUUAACUUUAUCAAUUCUCUCGAUAGAUUCUUUUUUUGAAUGAAGAAUCUAUCUAAUAUCUAUUCCCUUAACCCGUAGAAUUUGAAAUCGAAGAAAGAUGAUGUAGAGUGAUUGUUAUUUUGUCCAUAGGAUGAACAUGGAAACUUCGGGUAAUAGUUGCAAGAAAAUUAAAGCGAAAAUUACAAUAGUAGCCAAUGUAAUGGUUUGAUGUAUUGAGGGCAUUCAAGUUAAAAGAGCUGGGAGAGAAAUUCUCGUCGAAUAAUAAAUGUGCAUUAGUCCAUGCUAUUAACAACUUAAUACAACUACUUUGUGAAUCAAAAUACCUAAUUUGACCGGUACGUCGAUCUUUUUGAAAUUUAUAACAAUAUUUUAACGUUAUUGUUCAAACUGAAUUAUGAGAAUGUUGUUUAAUUGACAUCAAACCUACAAACGAAAAUGUAAAAAGAUUGAAGUAAAGAUAUAUUCAUUACAUUAGAUUAAAUUAAAUAUAUAAAUAUCGAGAGUUACUUCGUCGGCUAA
Messenger RNA from Hyalella azteca, 2608 nucleotides. RefSeq names its product sodium/glucose cotransporter 5. Gene Ontology annotation, biological process: transmembrane transport. Gene Ontology annotation, molecular function: D-glucose:sodium symporter activity. The coding region runs from base 61 to 2055 and encodes 664 amino acids. Lineage: Eukaryota; Metazoa; Arthropoda; Malacostraca; Amphipoda; Hyalellidae. Gene Ontology annotation, cellular component: plasma membrane. The transcript has 15 exons. The record is from RefSeq and is a predicted model, not a curated record.